AUGGUGUCGGCGUCACUAACCACACACAGGGUCGCACCUCGUCCCAUAGCUCCGAAUAAUACGGGCCGCCUGAGAUAUGCAAACGCCGAAGACCUUCCCGGCUACCCAUCUGCUGGAUUGACCGAGGGGAGCGCUGCUGCUGCGAGUGCUGCCACACUAGGCUGGGCAAACAGAAAACCGACAGAAGUCUGGAAGCCCAACUCCAACAUCACCAGUACAUCCGCCUCAACCGCCGCGCUCUUGGCUGCCGGCAACAAGACAUCACCAGUCGGCCGUGAGAACCAGCCCGUUGGCACCGCCGGAUCUCAAGCCGCUGUGGCUGCUAGUUCAGCACAACGGCAACCGAAAGCACCAUCAUCACCGCCAUCGCAGUGGGUGUCGUCAGCGGCAAACCUGGCUUUUAGUGCUAACAAACCGCCGCCGCCGCCAACCAUCACCGUAUCAAAUGCAGCUGGGACGACCCCGGAACCAGCUACUCUUGGGAGGCAGAACUCUCUGCGCGCCGCCAAGGGGGCCAUGGCAGGUUUGAGACCACGAGCAAAGUCGACUCCUCAACCUGUGGUGCAAGAGACAUAUCCUGACCAAGCGAACUCCGCUUCGAAUGCCCUGAGCGCUGCCACAAUAGCACACCGACCAACGCUAUCCGAAACGGGAGGAGCCGUUCCAUUCACCACCAUGGACAGGAGGAUGUUUACUUCGAACCCACCCGUCAGGCUUGAAGUGGAGGAAAAGCAGAGAGCCGAUGUGCUUCAUGCUUCAGCAGUGGCCAUGGCCAAGAGAAUGUAUAACCAACAGCAACGUCGGACAGAGGAGAGCACAAAAGCACAUGCCCGAUCCUCAUCAUUCCCCCGACACGAUCCAAAUCGCCCGCUAGAUGCCGAUGAAGAAACUCCCGUCAUGCAUAAUAACCUGCAGGAGGCAGCAUAUCGAUUGGCGCAGGAACGCCUUGCUAAACUGCAGGAGGAGCAUCAGAAGAAUCGGGACAUGUCGGACUAUUAUGGAACACCAGGAGGGCCAAGCCGCACCAAGUUCGGAACGAUCAGAGGGAGGCUCACUAGGAAACGCUCCUCUAGUGACGGAGAUCUCCUUGAGGACCAACGACGUUCCCAGCACAUCCGGAAGCAAAUGUCGAUGCUGAAUAGCAAGCUGUCCGAGGUCGAUGAAGAGAAACGAGCCAAGGACCGGCAAGCUUUACUUGCCGCUGCUCAACGCAACGUACGGGCUCAACUUCACGACAUGGACGAGAAGGUGCUGGCAGAAAAGGGCGGAAUCAAGGCGAAGCCCAUGGGUGAUUGGGAACGCAAAGCCUUGAUAGCUGCUCAGACGAGGUUCGACGAGAACAAUACUUCGUAUCACUCUGGAAAGAUUGAUAUCGGUGGUGGAAAGUUUAUGGACCAGUCUGAGGUGGACGCGAUUGCCGCCAGAAAGGUUCAACCUUUGCUGGACGAAAUUAACGAGAGGGCUGAACGUGAACAGGCGAGAUUAGAGGAGGAGCGUCUGGAAGAAGAGAGACGGCGGGAAGAGGCUGAGAGGGAAAGGCUGAGAGAGAAAGAGGUACAAGAUAUUCAUAAGAAACUCAAAGGUAUGUUACUUCUCUCUUCCACCAUCAAACAGGAGCAUAAGCUGGCGACGAUGGAGGGUAAACAGAAGGAGAAGGAGGUGAUUGGCCCCCCACCAGCAGUUGACACCGAAGAGACAGCCGUCGAGCCCGUCGCCGAGCCAUCACCGGAGACAGAGGACAAGCAACCCACCACCGCGCACCGGCACGCCCUCUCCAUCAGCUUCCCCCGCCGGAAAAAGAUCACCAAAGAAACACCCUCCUCACCUGAAAAAUCCCCCAAAUCAGAAGGAGAAUCCCACGGCAGAGUCCGCACCUGGCUUCUAUCCCGGCUCCCCCGUCCUCGCGCCAAAUCCUCCAGCGCAGCAGAAGGCCCCAACGACCCAAGCACAGCCAAAAAAGGGGCCUUCAUAGGCGGAGGAGCCCUUGCUCGCUUGGCACACAACAACUCCAGCUCCCCAUCCGUAGCCGGCUCCCAACCCCAGGCAGCGAUUAACCGCCCUUCCACCUCGGGAGCAGACUACCUUGGAACUAGCUCCUCCCUGCACGAAGUCGCGAUGGCAGGCAGACCACAACCCCACGACGAGCCCGGGGAGGCAAGUGGGCUGAACCCUCCUCCACCUGCGAUUGUCCGUCCGGUUACGCCAGCGAGGACGAUAUCGCAAGUUAGCGUGCCUGUCUCGGAUGUCUCGGAGAGGACGGUGAGCAGUUUGAGUAGUAGUGAUGACGGGCAUACGGUGGAUAAGUUUGUCGAGGCUAGGAGUCAACUGGGGAGUCCGCUGACGCCGCCGAGGACGCUGGGUGGGAGCUUGGGGGUCCCUGUUGCGGGGAGCAAUGGGAGGUCGAGUCCGUUGGGGAGGAGGGAGUCGAGGUUUUCGGAGAAUUUGUCGGAGUAG
Podospora anserina S mat+ is the source of this 2454-nucleotide messenger RNA. RefSeq lists its product as uncharacterized. NCBI's taxonomy places the organism in Eukaryota, Fungi, Ascomycota, Sordariomycetes, Sordariales, Podosporaceae. Gene Ontology annotation, biological process: eisosome assembly. The transcript is spliced from 3 exons. Bases 1 to 2454 code for a protein of 817 amino acids. The record is from RefSeq and is a predicted model, not a curated record.